AUGACUACUGGUGCAUUUGAUUUUACCGACCAUUCUCACAGACGUUACAAUCCGUUGACGGACUCAUGGGUUCUGGUCUCCCCACAUAGAGCAAAAAGGCCUUGGUUGGGUCAGCAAGAGGCUCCUUUCAAACCGGACAUUCCUGAGUACGACGAGAAGUGCUUUCUUUGUCCCGGUAAUGACAGGGCAACAGGGGGUAAAAACCCAAAAUACGAGUCUACUUAUAUCUUUCAAAACGACUAUGCCGCCGUUAAAACUGAUCAGCCAAGUUUGAAAGAGACUGGUGACAAAGAUUCCCUAAAGAACAGGCUGUUCAAGGUUCAAUCCGUUAGAGGUAACUGUUUCGUCAUUUGUUUCAGUCCUAAGCACAAUGUUACCUUGCCACUUAUGUCCAAAGAUGAUUUGGUGAAAGUUGUCGGUGCGUGGCAAAAACUGUAUACCGAUUUGUCUAAGCAGGCAAUUGAAGAGCACAAGCCAUUCAAGUAUUUGCAGAUUUUCGAGAACAAGGGUACCGCUAUGGGUUGCUCCAACUUGCAUCCUCAUGGGCAAGCGUGGUGUUUGGAAACCGUUCCAAGCGAAGUGUCUAGAGAGUUCAAGUCCUUCGAUAAAUACAAGGCAGCAAACCACACAGAUUUGCUAGCAGACUACGUUGAACUGGAAAUGCAGGAAAAAACCAGAACCGUGUUUGAAAACGAUACGUUUUUGGUCGUUGUCCCCUACUGGGCUGUUUGGCCAUUUGAGACCAUGGUUGUUGCGAAAACAAAGAUUCCAAACAUCACUUCGUUGAAUGAGGCUCAAAAAAGAGACUUGGCAAGUGCGCUGAAGAUUUUGACCACGAAAUAUGACAAUCUCUUUGAAACCAGCUUCCCAUACUCUAUGGGUAUCCACCAAGCUCCAUUAAAUGCAACCAAGGAGGAGCUGGAUCACAGUUGGUUACAUUUGCAUUUCUAUCCACCAUUGUUGAGAUCGGCUACUGUUCGGAAAUUUUUGGUGGGUUUUGAAUUGCUUGGAGAACCACAAAGAGAUUUGACUGCUGAACAGGCCGCUGAAAGACUAAGAAAAUUGGAUGGUGAAAUACAUUACACUGCCAAUUUGUAG
Molecule: messenger RNA, 1098 nt
Organism: Huiozyma naganishii CBS 8797
Lineage: Eukaryota; Fungi; Ascomycota; Saccharomycetes; Saccharomycetales; Saccharomycetaceae
Gene: GAL7
Product: UDP-glucose:hexose-1-phosphate uridylyltransferase
Exons: 1
Coding region: 1-1098 (365 amino acids)
Biological process (GO): beta-D-galactose catabolic process via UDP-galactose, Leloir pathway
Cellular component (GO): cytoplasm
Molecular function (GO): UDP-glucose:hexose-1-phosphate uridylyltransferase activity; zinc ion binding
Source: RefSeq, a predicted model, not a curated record